AUGUCGAACGACGAAAGGCUCGCCGGCAUGCGUUGCACCCGAGGAUAUUGGAUCGGUCGACUCACACGUUUGUCAAAACGUGUGACGGAUGGUGAAGCAUCCGGUAACUAUGAAAAGAGCAAAUUGAUACUCAUGCAAGAACAACUGAAGGAAGUUCGAUUAGGAUACGAAGCUAUCCAAUCCAAAAUGGCACCUUUCGACAACGAAGACCCAACGCGCAGUCUCGAUGUAGCCGACCAAUUCGACGAAGUAGCAUACCGGAUAGGCGAGCUUCUAGGUAACAUCCGACAAUCCUCGACUCCAACUCCGGAAACACGCGACUCUAGCACUGAUUCCGGACCAAUAUCAGUAAGAUUACCGGAGAUGCACUUGCCUAAGUUCGACGGUACCGCGGAUGAUUGGGAAUCCUUUCGUGACACCUUCAUGUCUGCAAUCGACCGCAACGACAAACUAACACCCGUCCAAAAACUGUAUUAUCUUCGCACCUCCUUAACCGGGAUAGCAGCGCAGCACAUACAAUCUUUGGGCACGACAGACGCAAACUACGCGAAUGCACUCGCUUCGUUAAAAGAAAAAUUUGACAAUCCGCGACAACUCUGCAUGAACCAUUGGCAUGCAAUAGCAAAUUUUCCCAAAAUGAAGAACAGUACACCCGAAGCCGUAGAAGAAACGAUAAAACGUGGAUACCUUCCACAAGAAUCCGUGUCAGUUAUCGGUGUCAGCGACGUACCGAACGCCGAUAAUCUAAACAUUGCCCGACAUCGAACCAUUGAUGAUCGGUUUCAGUCGGUCGCCGAGCAAGUGUCCAGAUCCCAGACUUUGGUCGCCUUUGUCACAUUAAAUAACUAA
Molecule: messenger RNA, 849 nt
Organism: Bombus pyrosoma
Lineage: Eukaryota; Metazoa; Arthropoda; Insecta; Hymenoptera; Apidae
Exons: 2
Coding region: 1-849 (282 amino acids)
Source: RefSeq, a predicted model, not a curated record